AUGGAAAAUAAUCCAAAUUUUAAAGAAAAAAAGCGAGAAUAUAAUCGAAAAUUCUUUCUAAAAAAGAAAAAUAAAAGGGAAACUAUAAAAAAAGAAAAUUCAGAAUUAAAAAAUAUUCAAUCUGAUAAUGUGAAGGAAAAUUCAUUUGUUAAUCCACAGACUGAUAAUUAUGAAAAUAAAGGAAAAGAGCCGAUUGUUUGGGAAGAUAGCUUAAAAUUUGUUGAAAGAAAUUAUAUUUCCGAUGAUGUGGAGCAAGGAGAAUGUAAUAAGGAAAAUGGAGAGAAUUAUGUGGAAGAGCAAAAUGAAAUUGUGGUAGAAGAUCCGAAUAAAAUUGCUGAAAAUGGCAUGAAUCAAAUUGAUUUAAAUAUAUAUCCAUAUGAUCUUAAUGGGAAACCUGAUAGUAAUGAAGAUUAA
Messenger RNA from Meloidogyne enterolobii, 414 nucleotides. The record is from the annotation of a GenBank genome assembly. Lineage: Eukaryota; Metazoa; Nematoda; Chromadorea; Rhabditida; Meloidogynidae.